Molecule: messenger RNA, 870 nt
Organism: Schistosoma turkestanicum
Lineage: Eukaryota; Metazoa; Platyhelminthes; Trematoda; Strigeidida; Schistosomatidae
Source: the annotation of a GenBank genome assembly
AUGUUGGAUUUCAAUGCAUUCUGCGUUUUUUCUAAGACCUCGACUUACCUUUAUUCACAUUUUCUUUCCUCUUCAAGACAACUUAACACGCUACCUCACCGAUACUCCCUGCACACAAGUUGUUUAUCUACAAUGAACAACAAAGUCAUAUGUUUAUUUGACGUUGAUGGGACCCUUACGAAACCACGCAAUAUUAUAACAGAUCGUAUGGCUCAAUUUUUACUCAAAUUAUGCUCUAAUAUUCCUUUGGCUGUGGUCAGUGGUUCCGAUUUCCAGAAAGUUGCUUCACAAAUUGGACCAUCUGUUACAGAAAAAUUUCUAUAUAUCUUCUCGGAAAAUGGUUUGGUAGUACACAGUUAUGGUCAAAAAAUUAAAAGCACAAACAUUGUUGAGCAUGUUGGUGAAGAUAUUCUUCAACGCUUCAUCAAUUUUUCUCUUCAGUAUAUGUCAAACCUCGUACUUCCAAAAAAAAGAGGAAACUUUAUUGAAUUCAGAAAUGGUUUGAUAAAUGUUUGUCCAGUUGGACGAAGCUGUAGUCAGGAAGAACGAGAUGAGUUCUCUGAAUAUGAUGCGAAACAUAAAAUUCGAGAAAAUUUCGUCAAGAAAAUGCGUUUGGAAUUCCAUUCUAGUCCCUUACAAUUUGCUUUAGGAGGACAGAUUAGUAUUGAUGUUUUUCCCAAAGGUUGGGAUAAACGAUAUUGUUUACGAUUUCUGAAGGACUACGAUACUAUACAUUUCUUUGGUGACAAAACAGAAGAGGGUGGAAACGAUUAUGAAAUAUUCAAUGAUCCACGAAUUAUCGGACAUACUGUUACAUCACCGGAAGAUACCGAAGCUCAACUCAAAACGUUAUUCUCCGAAUAUUGUUAA